CGUAGGACUAAGUGAUAGAGAGCUUCUUCUGAGUCUCUAUCGGAUGCAUAUAUAGGAACAGUGCACAUGAAAAUACAUAAACAUUGAAUGAUAUAACACCUUUUAAUAUUCUAAAAAAUCAAUUACGCUUGAUAGCUGAUCUCUUAUGGAUUGACGUCAUUGAAACAUCCCUUAGACAAAGUCGUCUAUGAUGAAAUCCAAUGCGCCUCAUCAUGCAACACAAGGCCGCCGAGAUCGAUCGUACGAAUUGACGAAUGGAUGAGCAUUCCUUCCACAAUGGACUGUGACGUGUCUGUGCCGGAGACGUUGCUGCCUUUAUUCAAAUAGUGACCAUCUCCUCCUUCUAUUCGAAUUGUUGACCAACAUCCGUUCCAUUGCAACUCUCUAGCAGUAUUACCAAGUAUCCUGACCUCAAAGACCGCCACGAAAGACUUCAAUUGCAAGAUCAACAUGUCCGCAUUUUCUAACACUGACACAGGCAACAAGCCUGCUGACCCUUACAAAGCUGUCAACAAGGAUGACGAUCUACCGGCGAGCGAGAAGAUCGAAACGCUUAACAAGUUCAUAUCCUCAUGUAAAUAUGGGAUGAUGGCCACACGCGACAUCAGCAAUGGAAGGAUUGUAUCCCGAUGCAUGGCACUGGCCGCGAAGGAGAAUGGUGGAGUCGACCAACUAUUCUUCACCAACACGGAAUCUAAGAAGACAGAUGAAUUGGAAAACGAUCCACACGUCAACGUCGCAUUCCUAGAUAGUUCCGGCCAGUGGGCAUCUGUCUCGGGAACGACCUCUAUCGAGACUGAUCGCAGCCUGAUCAAGAAAUAUUACAACCCAACGUUGAAGGUGUGGAUGGGUGAUCUGGGAGACGGCAUUCAUGAUGGUUCUGAAAAUGACCCUCGUAUUGCCAUCAUCAGGGUUAAGAUAUCGACAGUAACAUAUUCCGUCAGCGAUUUGACCUUCGUGGGCUUCGCGGCGGAGGUAGCCAAAGGGACUGUAACCGGACAACCUGCGAACGUCAGCAAACUUCGCGAGAUCAGCGAGACUGAGAUCCAGUCGUGGAGGGCAUCUCAUUAA
Annulohypoxylon truncatum is the source of this 1071-nucleotide messenger RNA. RefSeq names its product putative BLI-3 blue-light-inducible Bli-3 protein. The transcript has 2 exons. Bases 451 to 1071 code for a protein of 206 amino acids. NCBI's taxonomy places the organism in Eukaryota, Fungi, Ascomycota, Sordariomycetes, Xylariales, Hypoxylaceae. The record is from RefSeq and is a predicted model, not a curated record.